AUGACAGACACCACCUCCGUCGGGGCGCCCAUCGAGCUGCCCGUCCUCGACAUCUCCAACCCGCUGGACCCUAACGCGGGGAAGGCGAUGCUGGAUGCAGCCACCACCUACGGGUUUUUGUACGUCGACAGCAAGGGCACCGACUUUACCCCGGCGGACGUGAAGCGGGCGUUUGAACUGUCGCAAACCUUCUUCAUAUCCCCCGCCGAAGAAAAAGCGACCUGUCGCAUCGAACCCAAUAACCGGGGCUGGUCCGGAAUGCACGUGGAAACCCUGGACCCCGAACACCAGCGAACAGGCGACUUCAAAGAAGCCUUCAACUUCGGCGAGUUCAUCAACAACAAAGCCCAGCAACCGCUCCCGCCAGCCUUAGCUCCGCACGAAGCCGAGAUCGCGCAUUUCGCCGACCUGUGCCAGAAGACCUGCGCCAGGGUGCUGACCCUUCUGGCCUUGGGGCUUGGUAUCCCAAAGGACUUCUUCACAACCCGCCACGACCCCACGCGCGGCCCAACCGGCAGCAUCCUGCGCUACCUAUACUACCCCUCCCUGACCUCCCCCGCCACAAGCACCUACAACCACCAACUCGACGUGCGCGCCGGCGCCCACUCCGACUACGGGAGCAUCACCCUCCUCUUCCAACGCCCGGGCCAACCGGGGCUGGAGAUCUUGACCCCGGAGAAAACCUGGGCGCCGGUGCCGGUCCUCCCCAACAGUGCCAGCAGCAGCAGCACCACCAGCAUUCCUGAAAACAACAACGCAGAAGACGAAGAAGAAUUCAUCUUCCCCCCCAUCCUCAUCAACAUCGGCGACCUCCUCAGCUACUGGACCGACGGACUGCUCAAAUCCACCGUCCACCGGGUGGUCUUCCCGGUUGCGGAGCAACAAGCCCCCAAACCGCGGGAUCGGUAUAGUGUCGUGUUCUUCUGUCAUCCGUUGGAUCGGACGGAGUUGGUGCCCGUGCCUAGCGAGACGGUGAGGCGGUAUCGUGAGAGCAAGAAGGAGGGGACGGCCGACGAGAAGAUCGGGUUUGGGGGUGGGGCGGGGGCGUUGGAGCCGGGGAGGAGGGCGAUGACGGCGCAUGAGCAUUUGAUGGCGAGGUUGGGGGCGACGUAUCAGUUUGAGGGGGGGAAGGAGUAG
Molecule: messenger RNA, 1137 nt
Organism: Aspergillus aculeatus ATCC 16872
Lineage: Eukaryota; Fungi; Ascomycota; Eurotiomycetes; Eurotiales; Aspergillaceae
Product: putative oxidoreductase, 2OG-Fe(II) oxygenase family
Exons: 6
Coding region: 1-1137 (378 amino acids)
Source: RefSeq, a predicted model, not a curated record